Brassica rapa (field mustard) is the source of this 866-nucleotide messenger RNA. Its product is annotated as protein Dr1 homolog. The record is from RefSeq and is a predicted model, not a curated record. Lineage: Eukaryota; Viridiplantae; Streptophyta; Magnoliopsida; Brassicales; Brassicaceae. Gene Ontology annotation, molecular function: protein heterodimerization activity.
UACGCGCCGUCGUUCACGCGCUUACAUUUGGUUUUACCCUAAUCGACUUCCGUGUGUAGAGAAGAGGCGAAAAAGAGAGAUACAACUUUGUACAUCCCGUCUCCGAUUUCGCCGUUGUUUCCCUGAUCUCCGUCGUUAGUCCGCCUCCGAUUCGAUCUGUGCUAAACUUAAGUUAAAAACGAUGGAUCCGAUGGAUAUAGUUGGAAAAUCUAAGGAAGAUGCUUCGCUUCCAAAAGCUACGAUGACUAAGAUUAUAAAGGAGAAUGUUCGUGUUGCUAGAGAUGCUCAAGAUCUUCUCAUCGAGUGUUGCGUUGAGUUUAUAAACCUUAUAUCCUCAGAGUCUAAUGAAGUCUGUAACAAGGAGAAUAAACGAACUAUCGCACCUGAGCAUGUACUUAAAGAACUUCAGGUUCUUGGCUUUGGGGAAUACGGCGAAGAAGUCUACGCUGCUUAUGAGCAACAUAGAUACGAAACCAUUCAAGAUUCACAGAGGAGUGUGAAGAUGAACACCGGAGCAUAUAUGACGGAAGAGGAAGCAGCAGCGGAGCAACAGAGAAUGUUCGCAGAAGCUCGAGCUAGAAUGAAUGGUGGUGUAUCCGCUCCUCAACAAUUAGAUACACAACAGUCGAGUCUACAAAGCUAAUCAAGAAGAAGGGAGAAUCCUUUUAUUUUUAUUUUUAACAUUAUCCCUUUUUCUAGCGUUUCUCUGUAAAGUGCAAUAGUUUCUUCUUAAAUCACUUGUGUGAUUCAGAUGUAAUUAGUAAGCAUUUUGUCUUAUGUCGUUGCAUCUGUCGUGCUCAGAUACAGAUCCGUAUUCAUUAUGUUUAUAAGCUGAUUGUUCUAAAAUGAUAGAUUUCAUUUUCAAA